Messenger RNA from Sphenostylis stenocarpa, 516 nucleotides. Lineage: Eukaryota; Viridiplantae; Streptophyta; Magnoliopsida; Fabales; Fabaceae. The record is from the annotation of a GenBank genome assembly.
AUGCAAGCCAUCGGUAACUUCUCUCUUGGUCCGAAUGUGUCUCCAAGAAAUAUUGGACAUUCCAUGUGUUACAGGAAAGUUCUUGGUCCUAGCCAUGAAGUAGUGAUGUUCUACAUAUUUUAUGAGAGAUGGAGGCGUGGUGAAGUUGAGAAUCCUGAGCAGUAUAUGCAAAAUUUAAAAGCAGUCUUUCAUUCUACAGGAAAUUGUGUCCAUCCUUCAGGAGUAGACCAACCUAUGCACCAAAUAAUAGAUACCUUAGCAGAGGCUUUUGGUGACAAGAAGGACCAAUACUUUCGAGUGUGGGUUGAUCAUGUAUCUUUUGCAGAGGUUAGUUUGGGUUCGUGGCUGGUCAAAUUUGACAAGUGGGAGAUAUCUGGGAAUGAGUCACGGGGUUGUUUAACAAAGGUUUUGAUUAAUUCAAAGGUUGAUGCACCAGAUCGUUAUAUCUGGAUGCACUUACAUCAGACUUGGUUGGAUGGCUUAGGAGGACAGAAUGAUAUGUGUUGGCUGUUGUAG